AUGGCAGCUCGCACGACGGUCAGAAUCAUCUUUGACAUCUCGGAGGAGACACUACAGUGCUGCUUCAUCCCCUAUCUUUCCGAUGCAUUUGGUCGUAAAGGCAUCUCUUUGCUCGCAGAUAUACACGAUGAAGUCAACGAGUGCAUUGCUUUUGUGUUGAUUUUUUCGGAGAAGUACGUGUCCUCCAAGGAAUAUUUCGAUAAAGUCUUAAAGACUAUCCACCAGAGACAUGACAAAGACCAUUUGGUGACAGCUAUCUUUUACGGAGUCAGUAGAUCAAAUGUGCAAGAACUUAAGGGAAAUUUCGGCAAGGCCUUCUUUGAGCAUCGGACUUCAGAUCAAGCAAGUCAAUGGCGCAACGCUCUUGCACAUAUCGCAAGCUUCCCUGGCCACGAAGCAAGCAAUAAUCAAAGUGACUGCGACUUUGUGGAAAAGAUUUCUAGAGAUGUUUAUGAGAUGAUUUUUCCGAAAGAAAGAAUCGGAGUCUAUUCAAGGAUGCUUCCGGCUAUAGUAAACGUGCUAUGCAAGCAACAAUGGAGAGUCAGGAGCAUAGGGCUUUGGGGUAUGCCAGGCAUAGGCAAGACGACGCUUGCUGAGGCACUCUUUGACCAAAUGUCUGGUGACUAUGAAGCAACUUGCUUACUCCAAAACUUUCAUGAAACCUUUCAAAAGAAGGGACUUCACCGUUUGCUGCAGGAACAUUUUGAAAACCUUUCAAAUCAAAAAGUUCAACCAAGAGUUCUUGUUGUUCUUGAUGAUGUGAGAAAUCAUCUAGAUGCAGAGUCUUUUCUCAGUGGGCUUGGUUCGUUAAGUCAUGGAAGCUUGAUCAUCGUAACCUCCAGAGAUGAGCAAGUUCUUUCCCAGUGUGGAGUCAAUCAAACUUACAAAGUUGAAGGAUUAAACAAGCGUGAGGCUCUGCAACUAUUCUCAUGGUGUGCCUUUGAAAGAGAUGUGACAGAGAAUAAUCUUCAUAGGGAGCUUUCUUCCAAGGUGUUUGCAUACGCUAAUGGAAACCCUUUAUCUCUUAGACUAUACGGCGAAGAGAUGUCAUCACAGGAGGGUCUGAAUCAAAAGGAGUCUUUGUUCCUCAGGCUCGAGCAAGAUCCUCCACAUCAGAUUAUGGAAGUAGUCAAGAGUAGCUACUAUGCACUUAGUGACAACGAGAAGAACAUACUUGUAUAUAUUGCUUUAUUUUUCAUAGGAGAAGAUCUUGAACGUGUCUCGGAAAGACUUCAUGACCUUGGUUGCUUUCCAGAGAUUGGAAUCUGCCGGCUUGUGGAGAACUCUCUCCUGACUAUUUCAGAAAACAGAGUAGAAAUGCAUAGCAUGAUUCAGGCUGUAGUCUGUAAUAUCGGGAGGUAUCCUCAACCCGAAACCGAUGAAGACCCCAAAACAAGUUUCAAAAGUUUCAAACGUGUACUGGGCACUAAAGACAUCGAAGCCAUAUCUCUGGAUGCAUCUGACUUAGACUCACAUCUCAAACUUUCUUCAAUCGUAUCUAUGUAUAACCUCAGAUUCCUAAAGAUUUACUAUUCGAAUCUUGAAAACCGACAUAAGGCCCUCAAGUCUUUGCCUUCUCGGCUUAGAAUUCUCCAGUGGGAGCAUUACCCUUUGCAAUCCUUACCACAAGAUUUUGAUCCAAGCAACCUUGUUGAACUCAGUAUGCCUUACAGUCAGCUCCAAAGACUAUGGGGAGGAACCAAAAAUCUCAAGAUGUUGAAGAGGAUCAACCUUAGCCAUUCUCAGAACCUGCUUGAAGUCGAGGAGCUUUCAGAAGCUCGAAACCUCGAGCAAAUCAAUCUCUGCGGCUGUAAGAACUUGCAGAAUUUCCCAGCCAUUCAUCAUAUGCAGAAACUCCAAUUUGUUGACCUCUCUGGUGGCACAAGGAUAAAAAAUAUCCUACAGUUUCCAUCUAAUGUCGAAUUGAAAUUCCAUGGAUCAUCCAUUAAGACCAUCCUCCCUCCAGUUACAUUCGAUAACAAGAGCUUACACGAGCACUUAGAAGACCAGUUAAAAUCCCAUUUCUCAGACUACAUAAAAGGUAGAAGCUUCCCAAUUAGCCAAAAAAGGAUAACAAAUCCAGACAUGGGGGAAUCACCACCUACAUUCAAAAAUAUGAUGUGUCAAAAAGCAAUCGAGAUGAGCCGAAGUCUUCAGUUGACGUUCACAAAUCUAGGAAUAUGGUUUGUACAAGAUCCUUAA
Messenger RNA from Arabis nemorensis, 2202 nucleotides. The record is from the annotation of a GenBank genome assembly. NCBI's taxonomy places the organism in Eukaryota, Viridiplantae, Streptophyta, Magnoliopsida, Brassicales, Brassicaceae.